AAUCUCAAAAAUGACAUCUAGAUUGCGGCGGAGCUUGGAGCAACUGGGACGCUGAGGAAAGAAAAAGAAGUACUGAGCUUUUGUUUUGGGAUUCCAACCAAAACAAAAAGGCGCAGCGAUUUUACGCACGCACUCCAGUUUUGGAUGCAUCAGCUCCAGAGAGGACUUUUACUGCCUCUUUUGGAAAUGUAGUUGCGCUCUUGGGGAUAUCUGAAGAAGGCGUUUGUUCGCACUAGUUGAUGAGAGAAGUGAGAGCGGCCGAGGCUCCGUUUCCUGUGUUCGCCAGCGCGCUGCAGCUGGACCGAAGAAGCCCCGCAGGGCUGACUGAACGCCGGUCCUCCUUUCCCCCCCGCUUCCAACCACAGCCGCUCCGCUGCCAGUCCGCUCCUUAAAGUCGGCGGAGGAGAAAAGGUGAAAAGAGAAAAAUGUGCGACCUGAUGCCAGCCUCCCAGCCCGCGGAGAAGAUCGGCAAAAUGAAAAAGUUGAGGAGAACUUUGUCCGAGAGUUUCAGGAGUAUCGCUUUCAAGAAGGAGGACAGCGGCUUUGAUGAGAUAUGUGUCACAAAGAUGUCCACACGCAGCUGCCAGGGAACAGACUCGGUCAUCAAGCCCCUGGACACCAUCCCUGAGGACAAGAAGGUGAGAGUUCAGCGCACGCAGAGCGGCUUCGACCCGUUCGAGAAGCCUGCCAGCCAGGUGAAGAGGGUCCACUCUGAGAACAAUGCCUGCAUCAACGCCAAAGGCUCAUCUGCUGGCAAAGAGUCGCCGAAACUGCGCCGACACUCCAGCCCUAGUUCUCCCACAAGUCCCAAAUUUGGAAAGGCAGAUUCUUACGAAAAGCUGGAGAAACUGGGAGAGGGUUCAUAUGCUACAGUCUACAAAGGAAAGAGCAAGGUGAAUGGGAAACUGGUGGCUCUUAAGGUGAUUCGUCUGCAGGAGGAGGAGGGGACGCCCUUCACGGCCAUUAGGGAAGCGUCUCUUCUGAAAGGCCUGAAGCAUGCCAACAUAGUGCUCCUCCAUGACAUCAUCCACACCAAGGAAACCCUGACUCUGGUCUUUGAAUAUGUGCACACAGACCUGUGUCAGUACAUGGACAAACACCCCGGGGGGCUCCAUCCAGAUAACGUGAAGCUCUUCCUGUUCCAGUUGCUGAGGGGCCUGUCCUACAUCCACCAGAGGUACAUUCUUCACCGCGACCUGAAGCCGCAAAACCUGCUCAUCAGCGACACCGGAGAGCUGAAACUUGCUGACUUUGGCCUGGCCAGGGCCAAGUCGGUCCCCAGCCAUACAUACUCCAACGAGGUGGUGACCCUGUGGUACCGGCCUCCAGAUGUCCUGCUGGGAUCCACGGACUAUUCCACCUGCCUGGACAUGUGGGGAGUGGGCUGUAUUUUCAUUGAGAUGAUCCAAGGAGUGGCUGCCUUUCCGGGUAUGAAGGACAUCCAGGACCAGCUGGAGAGGAUAUUCCUGGUCCUUGGUACUCCAUCUGAAGACACGUGGCCUGGCGUGAACUCCCUGCCUCACUUCAAACCAGGUAAUCGCUUUACGGUGUACAGCGCAAAGAAGCUCAGACAAGCUUGGAAUAAGUUGGGCUACGUGGACCAUGCUGAGGAGUUGGCCUCCAGGUUCCUCCAGUGCUUCCCAAAGAACCGGCUGUCGGCCCAGGCAGCGCUGAACCACGAGUACUUCAGCAACCUUCCUCCACGGCUCUGGGAGCUGCAGGACAUGUCUUCUAUCUUCACCGUACCAAAUGUCAAGCUGCAGACGGAGAGCGGGGACAGCAUACAGGUGUGCGCGCGAAGGAACAGUCAUGGGAAGGCAUCCUCUGGCAGCAGCAAACACUGACCUGAGGCGGCAUCCUGCACACGGCUGCCUGACAGGUGGCUGCUGAUGAACGGAUGAAGAUGCUGACGCAGAGGAUCCAGACGAAACGAAAGAGCCCCAGUUCUCUUUAUUUAUUACCUUCACAAUACGUGUGAGCGUGAGUGUGUGUGUGUGUGCGUGUGUGUGUGUGGGUGGGAAGCAGAGCGAACAUUGAGCAUGUGUGCGUUACGAAUGGUACCUAAGAGUUCAGGCUAUCAUUUGCAAAUUUUGUUUACUUUUUAUAAGGUUCCAAUAACUCAUAUAUCAUUGUCACAGUUAAAAAACAAAAAAACAAAAAAAACAAAAACAAAAGGACUUUACUAUUGGUACAUAUUGUGUUUUGUGUUUGUAACUAGCCUCCUAUUUAAGAAUGUAUAUUUGUAUGUAUGAUAUACUCAUCUAGAAACUAUAUAAUGGACAGUUUUACUAUUGCUUCAUCUUCUUACCACUAUACUGCUCUUGCCAAUACACGUAACGAAACGAGACACACAGGAAACAAAACACAUCCGUGAAACAGAAAUAAGAAAACGGUGAAUCCUUAAAAAUUGGUUUUCUAGUUUUUCCUUAUCAGUCUCAACUUUUUUGGAACACUGUUAAUAAUAAUAAUAAUAAUAAUAAUAAUAACGACGGAGGGCUUUCAGGUGAUGUAACACAUCCUCUGGCGGCCAUAUUGGAGGUCCUUGGUGUCUUCGGUCGCUGAGAACAGACGCUUUUUUCUUUUCGUUUUAAAUGUUGAACUCUGCAGACUCAGCAGUCACUGCAUGGUCAAUUUAUACGUCCUUCAAAGGUCGAAAUGAUCCGUUCACACAACUUAGUAGCUAACUGUCGUAUUUGUCGGGUAACCGUUGCCAUUUUUUGUAUCAGCAAAUCACAUGGAGACACAGGAAAUGCACAUCUCAUCGGUAAUAGUAAAUAGCGGUUUGUAGUUCAGUAUGAACCUAUUGAUAUUUUGUCAGAUUUUACUGUUUUUGCUCUUUUUUUGGACUGGGUUAAGGUUGAACAGUUUGUACGAAAGAAAUCCAUUUUUGCAGCAUUGAUUUGGUAGUUUGAACCAUCAAAAUAAUUCUCUCUAAAAGGUUGAGACUAGGGGAGUGAUGAUGUGCAGUAAUGACAAAUGUGAAAAACGAACAAGGAAGUAGCUCACGAGUGACAGCAAGCCGUGUGUUGUUUAGAUUUGGGAGGUGUUCGCACACACCUUUUCAACUAGUCACUGAUCACAUGACAAUAACAACGCUUCCUAGAAGACAGGCGAUGGACCCAGUGGGUUGUUGCCACAAACUAGCAUACUUUACUAAAGAUGAAGCCCAUACUACCAUGACAUCUCAGUCCUGAAAUACAACUAAAGUACUACUGCAGUGCAUGUGAAAAGACAUCCGCUAACGCUAGCAGAGGAACGGUCCAACUCCUCUGGACAGUAGUUAGUAACAACUGAGAGAAGGAGGCUGCAUCUACUCUUUUAUAAAGUUAUUGGACCUUUAGCUUCAGAGAAAUAUUCAGCUACACCAUCCAAAUCUAACAACAUGCUGUGGAGUACUGUUAAAUGCUGCUGAUGGUGCUGCGAAGCAGCCUGUUUUUAUACAGGCUAUACAUGUCUGCAGCUCACGGUUUGUAGCACAUGAGCUGUCUGUUCUCAGCAUAUGUGUUCUGAUCAAGAAUAUAGACUUAAUUGUUGCAAAGGAUUACUUUCCACUGUGUUUUUAUUAUUGUCAUCAGUGACUAGUUCACAGUUGUGCAACCCCUACAACCCACAGCUGAUUAUGGUUAAACCUUUUCAUUGUCUGGUACUAGUAAAACUCAUUUAAUAGCGUAUAAUGCUGCAUCUCCAUAUGCUACUAAUACUCACACUUGCACAAGUUUCCUCUCUAAAAUCAGGAGGAUGUCUUGUUGGAUGAUGGUGGUAAAAAAAAAAAAAAAACUCCCUUAAUAAGGUCCUGAUAAGUGACAGUGAUUCUGCUUUAAUUCAUUCUGUGGACCUCCACGAUGGAACCAGAUCUAAGUAACACAAACGUUGUGUUGCGACUGAAAAGCCUCGAACCGCGAACGAUCUCCGCCCGCGGAUGUUGACGGCGUACACAUAACACGACAGGGACAGCACCAACCAGUGCGCGCAUGGGUAUAGACGCAAUACUGUAACCGACAAUAGCGUGUGUCUGACGGAAGAGUGUGCGUGUGUUACGUGCGUGUGUGCAAGUGUAUUAAACAUGGGCAAUAGCUAAGCAUUGGUGCUUCCAUUCAUAUAUAUGAGCUACUACUAUAGGUACAACGCAGACGAAGCAAUAGGCUGCACGGCCUGUUGUCGUUCAAUCCAGCCCGCGACAAUCCCGCUUUUCACUUUAUCUGAUAAGAGAUCUGCAAUAUCCUCUCAGAAACAGGCGAUCUGUUUCAACAACUGCAACUUUUUACGAGUCAAAUGAAGCGUAUGGAUGAGUGAUUUGCAGUGAGUGUUGUGUGCAUCGUGCAGGUGGUGAAUACUGAUCAGUCCCUAUAACCACCAUAUGUGCGCCCCUCAACGUGCUACAUACUAGAUACUGUAUGUCCUGGGGCUCGAUACCAUGACGGAGGUGAGAUGUUUUUUUGUUUUUUUGUUUUUUUUUUUAAUGUUUUGUGUGAAGAUAUCUGCUGAAUAUUACAGCUUUGGUUCUAAUUGUGAAGUACUAUCAGAACAAUGGCUUCCUCUUUAUCAAUCAGUUUGAAAUUGACUGUAACAAUAAGCCCCGUGCUGCUGUGAUUAGCCAAAAAGAUGAGACUGCAAAUGUGACCCCACAUGGAGAAAGGGAAUACUACCUGUGGAUUAUCUACCAUGUCCCUUCACGGCCUCUCGAACACACGCAAACAUGUGCACACAUAAUAUACAUAAUAUAUUGUAGUAGAUGUCUUGCCUAAAGCUCCUCGCGCCCGUCUAGUCCCGUCCGCUGCAGCGCGGUGUGACCCUACAGCCCCUCCUUGCUCCCCUCCUACUCAUAUUAAAAACAUGCUUGGAUUUAUUUUUUUAACUCGUUAAGAGCGGAUGUGUACAUCCCUUUAAGACUUGGUUUACAUUCAGAAAACCCUCAGGCUUUAGAAGCUUGUUUCCAGCCAAUGCAGAGGGUUUAAGAAGGCUUUUAAGAGGGAGCCUCCGGCCUUAAUGGGUUAAUACAAGCGCGUAUGUGACGCAUUCAUCCCUCGUCUCCGUACCGGCCUGGAGGUGGUGCAUUCUACGAAUCCAAAUGUUUUUUAACAUUUUUGGGUGGGAUAUUUUCAAGUCUAUGGGUGUGAGAAACGACAUUCCAAAACCGUUGUUAAUACGACACAAUUAGACAAAUUUAGUGGUUAUAUCUCGAUACGGGAAAUCACAAAAGCUCAUUGCUAGAUUUUUUUUUUUUUCAGGAGCUGGUGGCCCGAGUGGCCUUUAGGGAAGAGGUAUAAAUAAGGUCAGGUCAGUGCAGGUCAGUCAGUGAAUGAAAACAAACAUUAAUCUGCGUUGUGUUUUGCUGAGUUUCUGGAAACCUGGUUGAGGUUUCUGCUACUUUGGGGUUUGGGACUCGUCUUGGCCGGACUUUGGAAUGCAUUUUUUAUUUUUUUUUAUUUUUUUUUACUGUGUAGCCACUUGAUGAAGGGAUAGCAUCUCGAAGUGUUGACAGGUCGGGAUGAUUACAGUCAUCUAUGAUUGUUUCCUCGUGCAGAUGCCAGGCGAGUAUUGAGUUGAGAUAGGCUUGAAAAUAUCCUAAACCAUCUUUCCCAAAACCACUGAAGGAAGGCAACUGGACUUUCCUGAAGAGGUUUCAACCAAGUGUUCAGUUCUGAGGGCCUGUUCCGAUGUUGCAUUAAGAUCUGAUCUGAGCUAUAUGAUUGCAGAUGCCUGCAUUCAGACUAUGAGACACCAGUACACCUGUGAGCCAGACCACCUCCAAACGUGCUCCAUGAUCAGAUCUUGAUGCAAGGUCCGAACCCCAGACCCUGGUCAUGUGUUCACCCACAUAUGUUCCCAUUCUCACCCGUCUUUCAGAGCUUAAGAAGCUACUUGGAUGAAGAAACUCUACAAGUCCAGUUCCCUUUCUUCAGCGUUUUUGGAACUUACCAUGACCUGGAUGAGUGAGAACCUUCACAGACAUCCUAAAACUUUAAAGGGGGAAACUGAGCAAAGAAGUCGUGUAGCGCUUAGGCAUUUUAUCACGACUUUAUUCCUCUUUGACCAUACGGUUUGAGGCAAAAAAGAAAAAUAAAAAAAUAACGAUACGGUCCAACUCUCCCAACAGCGUUUUAAAAAUGCACUUUAAAGUACAAUCUGUUUGCCCUACAUUCCAUCCUUUAUAGUCGCUUUUAUGCACUGGCUUUGCCCGUAAUGAUAAAUAUAAAUAUAUUUACCCUUGCUUUGCCCCGACGCGCAGCGGAACCAGCCUCUCCCCGCAAAUGUAAAUGCACCGUCCCUGGUUUUGAACCUUUUUUUUUAACCGCAGUUUGAGGAGAGCUUGUAGGAAAUGCUGUACUUGAAGUUGUCUCGUGGCUUUUCAGUGUCAUCCCCAGGCUGUUAUUGUGCGGUAGGAAUAUAAAAAAAAAAAAAAAAGAAAAAGUGGGAGGAGAGGCGGCGGGUAAUGCCAGUAAAGCGGCGUGACAGAAGAGGGUUAAUUCCAUCGAGCUGCGCUAAGAUAGCCCAGCCUCAUGUGGCUUUAAGGGAUUGCAGGCGGUAUUAGCAGCUGAAUAAUUAUUUUUGGUAUGUUUCUCCUCGUGUGCACACUCUCGACUGUGGCACACAUUGCUUCAUUCACCCACACCCACCCACCCACACCCACCCACCUACCAUCACUCUUCUGUGGAGCUUUGGCAGCCUGCAGUCUUGUACAAAAGCUAUAUUUUUGAGUCCUGUGUGGGCCGAGUUCAAACUCCGUUCAAACUUGAAUGUUCAUCAUAUGUUUUAUAAAAAAAAAUGAAAAAAAAAAGUCCAGUGGAGAAAAGAUGAAGUGGGAUUGCACAUUCAGCACUGUGACAGGAAGAGAAAAAAAAAAAAAAAAAGAGAAACGGUAGAAACGCAGAUGGUGGAAAACGGAUAAGGUGACGACAAACCUUCUAUGAACUGAAAUGCUUCCACUAUGUUUGUAUACAGGGUUGCAAAGUGUCCCCUCGAUGCUAUUAAAGAGUCAUAUAUGAACAUACAUAUGUGAUGAAUAUAGAUAUAAGUCAUCUAUUUUUGUCAUUCUUUAUCGUGUGGACAGAAGUGGUUUAUGAGGAGGGAGGUCACGCGGGUCAGAUCCUCGCAACAAUGAGUCUGUGUUUCUGCAACUUUUUUUUUUCAGUUUUCGAAGCUUCUCUCGCGUAUUGGAUUUUUAUUUUAUUUUUAUUUCUUUUUUUUCUUUUUGUUUUUGGUAUGCUGCACUGAAAAUACAUCAUUUUCACAAGUUGUUCGGAAAAAAAAACAGACGUGUCGCCAGUCACUGCAUCAAGUGAAAUAAUAUAGUAUACAGUAGAAUAGCUCUUGCAUUAUUUGUUACAACCUGUAUGUAAUGUUAUUAUAGAAGAUGUAAUGUCCUUCUGUAAAUGUUGUUUAAUGUUGUUUUACCUGAAAUAAAAAUUUAUUAACGCUUCA
This is a messenger RNA of Mugil cephalus (flathead mullet), 7422 nucleotides long. RefSeq names its product cyclin-dependent kinase 14 (gene cdk14). Gene Ontology annotation, biological process: protein phosphorylation. The transcript is spliced from 15 exons. Gene Ontology annotation, cellular component: cytoplasm; cytosol; nucleus. Gene Ontology annotation, molecular function: cyclin-dependent protein serine/threonine kinase activity; cyclin binding; ATP binding. The record is from RefSeq and is a predicted model, not a curated record. Lineage: Eukaryota; Metazoa; Chordata; Actinopteri; Mugiliformes; Mugilidae. The coding region runs from base 426 to 1844 and encodes 472 amino acids.